Messenger RNA from Brassica napus (rape), 1584 nucleotides. Lineage: Eukaryota; Viridiplantae; Streptophyta; Magnoliopsida; Brassicales; Brassicaceae. The record is from the annotation of a RefSeq genome assembly.
AUGAAAAAUCUGGUUCGAUGGCUGUUCUCCACAAACCACAAGGAUAUAGGGACUCUCUAUUUCAUUUUCGGUGCCAUUGCUGGAGUGAUGGGCACAUGCUUCUCAGUACUUAUUCGUAUGGAAUUAGCACGACCCGGCGAUCAAAUUCUUGGUGGGAAUCAUCAACUUUAUAAUGUUUUAAUAACAGCUCAUGCUUUUUUAAUGAUCUUUUUUAUGGUUAUGCCGGCGAUGAUAGGUGGAUUUGGUAAUUGGUUUGUUCCGAUUCUGAUAGGUGCACCUGACAUGGCAUUUCCACGAUUAAAUAAUAUUUCAUUCUGGUUGUUGCCACCAAGUCCCUUGCUCCUAUUAAGCUCAGCCUUAGUAGAAGUAGGUAGCGGCACUGGGUGGACGGUCUAUCCGCCCUUAAGUGGUAUUACCAGUCAUUCUGGAGGAGCAGUUGAUUUAGCAAUUUUUAGUCUUCAUCUAUCUGGUGUUUCAUCCAUUUUAGGUUCUAUCAAUUUUAUAACAACUAUCUUCAACAUGCGUGGACCUGGAAUGACUAUGCAUAGAUUACCCCUAUUUGUGUGGUCCGUUCUAGUGACAGCAUUCCUACUUUUAUUAUCACUCCCGGUACUGGCAGGGGCAAUUACCAUGUUAUUAACCGAUCGAAACUUUAAUACAACCUUUUUUGAUCCCGCUGGAGGGGGAGACCCAAUUUUAUACCAGCAUCUCUUUUGGUUCUUCGGUCAUCCAGAGGUGUAUAUUCUCAUUCUGCCUGGAUUCGGUAUCAUAAGUCAUAUCGUUUCUACUUUUUCGGGAAAACCGGUCUUCGGGUAUCUAGGCAUGGUUUAUGCCAUGAUCAGUAUUGGUGUCUUAGGAUUUCUUGUUUGGGCUCAUCAUAUGUUUACUGUGGGCUUAGACGUAGAUACCCGUGCCUACUUCACCGCAGCUACCAUGAUCAUAGCUGUCCCCACUGGAAUCAAAAUCUUUAGUUGGAUCGCUACCAUGUGGGGGGGUUCGAUACAAUACAAAACACCCAUGUUAUUUGCUGUAGGAUUUAUCUUUUUGUUCACCAUAGGAGGACUCACUGGAAUAGUCCUGGCAAAUUCAGGGCUAGACAUUGCUCUACAUGAUACUUAUUAUGUGGUUGCACAUUUCCAUUAUGUACUUUCUAUGGGAGCCGUUUUUGCUUUAUUUGCAGGAUUUUACUAUUGGGUGGGUAAAAUCUUUGGUCGGACAUACCCUGAAACUUUAGGUCAAAUCCAUUUUUGGAUCACUUUUUUCGGGGUUAAUUUGACCUUCUUUCCUAUGCAUUUCUUAGGGCUUUCAGGUAUGCCACGUCGUAUUCCAGAUUAUCCAGAUGCUUACGCUGGAUGGAAUGCCCUUUCCAGUUUUGGCUCUUAUAUAUCCGUAGUUGGGAUUUGUUGUUUCUUCGUGGUCGUAACAAUCACUUUAAGCAGUGGAAAUAACAAAAGAUGUGCUCCUAGUCCUUGGGCUCUUGAACUUAAUUCAACUACACUGGAAUGGAUGGUACAAAGUCCUCCUGCUUUUCAUACUUUUGGAGAACUUCCAGCUAUCAAGGAGACGAAAAGCUAUGUGAAGUAA